UCCACAACCCAGGCCCAAUUAGGGUUUCGCCUCCAUAUUAAGUUCAUUUGGAUAGCUCGGCCGCUGUUUCCCUUUGAACUUCUUCGGCACUGCUGCUACCCUGAUAGGGUUCUAACAGAAGAAGUGAAGUUUAAGGCAGCAACAGUUAACAACCAUGAGUAAGCUUCAGAGUGAAGCCCUAAGAGAAGCCAUUACUCAAAUCACCACAGAUGCAAAAGAGAAGAAGCGUAAUUUCACUGAAACCAUUGAACUCCAAAUCGGACUCAAGAACUACGACCCACAAAAGGACAAACGUUUCAGUGGAACAGUGAAAUUGCCUCACAUUCCUAGGCCUAAAUUGAAAGUUUGCAUGCUUGGAGAUGCCCAACAUGUUGAAGAGGCACAAAAGAUUGGACUUGAAUACAUGGAUGUUGAAGGGCUCAAGAAGCUGAACAAGAACAAGAAGCUUGUGAAAAAGCUUGCAAAAAAGCACCAAGCUUUUUUGGCUUCUGAAUCUGUCAUUAAGCAGAUUCCUCGUUUGUUAGGCCCUGGUCUUAACAAAGCAGGAAAAUUCCCAACACUUGUUUCUCAUCAAGAAUCCCUUGAAGCAAAAGUGAAUGAAACAAAAGCAACUGUGAAAUUUCAAUUGAAGAAGGUUUUGUGUAUGGGAGUUGCUGUUGGAAACUGCAGCAUGGAAGAGAAGCAGAUUUUCCAGAAUGUUCAAAUGAGUGUUAACUUUCUUGUUUCAUUGUUGAAGAAAAAUUGGCAAAAUGUGAGGUGUUUGUAUUUGAAGACAACAAUGGGAAAGCCAGUGCGUAUUUUUUAGGUUGUUUUUUUUUUGGGAUUUGUUUUUGUUUGGAGACAAAGAUUAGUGUAUUGAGUACUUGGAAGCAAUUUUUGCUUUAUGUUUUUUUGGUUUUGUUGGAUGUUUAAUUUUUAAAUGUAUUGGAUUUUGGUAAUGAGCAUUAUGUUUUAAUA
Molecule: messenger RNA, 957 nt
Organism: Lactuca sativa (garden lettuce)
Lineage: Eukaryota; Viridiplantae; Streptophyta; Magnoliopsida; Asterales; Asteraceae
Product: large ribosomal subunit protein uL1z
Biological process (GO): translation
Cellular component (GO): large ribosomal subunit
Molecular function (GO): RNA binding; structural constituent of ribosome
Source: RefSeq, a predicted model, not a curated record